Messenger RNA from Marchantia polymorpha subsp. ruderalis, 3197 nucleotides. Lineage: Eukaryota; Viridiplantae; Streptophyta; Marchantiopsida; Marchantiales; Marchantiaceae. The record is from the annotation of a GenBank genome assembly.
GUACACCGGCCACCGUCCGAGUAGACUGCGACGAUCGGUAACUGGUCUCUGUUACGUGUACGAGUCACCGGCCGGUGACCGGUUGCCGAAGUCGAUUGCGCCGCGGAACUCCAACUUGUGGACGAGCAAGUUCUCCAGAGGCGAGGGAAUUGAGCUUUUGGAAUGCUUGAGGGACAUUGGCACAUGGAGAUUUGGUGGCUUUGAAGACGAGGAUUUGGCCAGUUUGCUCAGCACUGAGAGGAAUUUUAUUUGGAAUCGGUAAGCUGUAUAUCGAGGCAACGUCUAGAAGCCAAGCAGAUAUCAACUGACAAUCGACUUUGAAUGACAUCCAGUGUCAGUGUAUUUGAGAAUUGUGACAACGAGCAGCGUGACGGUGCUCAGAUCUGGUCCAGUGAAAUAAGAGUAUUGUUAUUAGGUUGGAGUGCUCAGUUUUGGUCAUGAUCAGUAUUUGCCGAUCGUGAAGCUUUCUGCCAAAAGGGAAUGCUGCAGUCUUCUCAGAGGCGAAUGGCAAAGAAGAAGAAGCAGCUGGUGGCUGCAGGGAAAGGGACCGAAAAGGAUUAUUAUGAUGUGUAUGGAAGCGAUGCAAAGCCUGAGGUGCAGUGGAAAUUGCCUGAGAAGUGUCCAAGGUUAGAUCUACAGGAUUUUCAGGAUCUCGUCUUAUGGAUGCUUGGCGAGGGUAAGAACCCUAGCUGGAUCUUCAUAAAGAACAAGCCUCUCGUCUCGAAGGUGGUGUUGCUAUUUAUCCCCGGAUUGGAUGCUGCACUAUUUAUGUCACAUCUAUCAUUGCUUCGCAACCUCAAGAUGUUAUGCGGAACCCCUCAAGCUGUUAUGGCCCUUAGCCCGACCACAAAUCCAGCUUCUACUAUAGGAGCACUUCUUACCUGUCCCCGUCGAAAACGGAAAGAUCUGCCAAAUGAUACCGACAAGGCGGUGAAGGUAGCUAGAACUAGCACAAAGAAAGGUCCUAAUCAACAGAGCAGAGUGAUCCAAAAAGAGUUGCAAGAGGAGCUUUCAUCUUUAGGUUCGAUCGAAGAUGGUAUUAAGACCCAAAAGGAGCCCACAGAGGGCAGCAGUGGUGAUGAUGCAGAUGAUAUAGUGGCUAAUGAGCAUUCAGAUCUUAGAGCUCCAAACGAUGUCUCAGCCCCAGCUUUUCCGGCAUCAUACUAUGUUCUUAGCAAGACAGAGAUGAAGGAGCAUGGCUACCCUAUGCCCGAUGUUACUUCCCCCGGAUCCAACAGUGAAUUGCCUGAAGGCUACGUGAUGACUCAACCUGCUUCAGGCAAGAAGUAUCCAGAGAUGGUUGCAGUUGAUUGUGAAAUGUGCUAUACUGCCGUUGGUCUGGAGCUCACACGGGUAUCACUGGUCGAUUCGAAGAAAAAGGUUCUCCUUGACAGUCUUGUAAUGCCUACAAAUCCUAUUCUUAACUACAACACUCGGUACAGUGGUAUCACAGCAGCGCUCAUGAAGAACGUAAAAACGACACUGAAAGACAUUCAGGAGCAAUUCAUCAAAACCGUACCAGCAGAAACCAUACUUGUAGGUCAUUCACUGGAAUGCGAUUUGGCAGCUUUGAAGAUCAUUCAUAUGAAAGUGAUUGAUACUGCCUUGUUAUACCAACAUCCAAAGCAUAAUGGAAAUUUCAAGCCCGCUCUUCGAAUGUUGGCCCACAGAUGGCUCCAACGCAGAAUUCAGGAUGGAUCAGAAGGCCAUGACAGCAUAGAGGAUGCACAGGCUGCAAUGGAUUUGACACUGUUAAAAGUUCGGGAUGGUCCUUCUUCUGGGUACGCAUGGAACGGCGCAGCUCAAAAUCGGAAAAGUCUGAUUGCUGUUCUCGAUGAGCAUGGACGGAGAUGCUCGUUAGUGGAUAGGAGGUCUGUGCUGCAUCAGCAUGCUACUGGAAGCGCCCAUGCCGUUGUGUGCUCUAAUGAUGAAGAAGUCCAGACCAAGGCUUCAGCAGAGGUCAACAAGCCAGAAGUGGACUUUGUCUGGACUCAAUUGGCUGAUGUGAACACUUAUCUCGACCGACGCGCUCAGAACCCUGAGCAGAAUGCUGCUCUUGUUGCUGAAGUUGCCGCUCUGAAAACUUGUAAUGAAGAUGAUCCGGACUCGCUGAUUGACCUACCAAUCUCAAGAGAGUUCGAAUUGAUUCUUGCCAAGACGGAUGAGAGAGUGAAGGCUUUGUACGAUGCUCUGCCGGUGAAUGCCAUGCUCUUGGUUGUAACAGGUCACGGAGACACUGCUUGUUUAAGGAGGUUACAGGCGGGGAUCAGAAACAUGAGAUUGAAGCCAGAUGCUCUAUCGCAAUCUUGGAUGGAAUCAUCCGACUCAGUUUACGAAGAACUAAGGAGUCGAGCGGAGACGGCCCUGGGCUUUGUAACUAUCAAACAAGCGACUCCGGAGGAGUGUAAGAUGGAAGUGUAGAAGGAAGAAAGUUGGAAUAGCGCAUUCGUACCUACUUCUGCUGUGGGUUGUCAUAACCAUCACAUUCUUUCACGGCCUGCGAGGAAUUUCUCGUUGACGGGCAGUGUAGAGAAUCUCGAUGCGAGGGAGCUUGACAGUGUUGACUACAAUUAUGGAGCACAAUAAAGUCAGAAUACAGUAAUUGGCAACGGAUGGUAGAUAUUGAAUCGGCUAUGCACAGAUAAGGUCCUGUCUCACAGUGGUCCAUUUUUCACCUUGUUUGAUUUAAUCUGAUGCCGGGAGUAUGCUGCGCUGGUACGUAGGAGGUUGCCCAGCUGUCAAACCGAGUUUGAGUAAAGAGGAAAAUAUGUAUAUGCAAAGUCCUGCAUGUUUAACACCGAACACCAAGGCAGCUCCCAGAGCUGCUACCAAACCUCUUCAGUCCCCGCCGCGAGCUAUGCAUCGACGGAGAAGGGGGGAAAAUCUAAGUUCUGUGUAGAAAAGACAUGUUGACCCUCGGUCUGACCUCUUUUAUCAACAGGUGGCAGACGUGCAGAACUGCAUGUUGAAUCUAAGUUUGCAGGUCCAAAACCGUUGAGCUUUCCUCGACAGGGUUUUCUGAGGGACCAUAACAAAUGUAUUUUUUAUAAGGAUUCCGGAAUCUGGUCAUCGUCAUCGUACAAGGCUUUGCUUUUAGUUGAGCUUCCAAAUUUGCAGUUGGGCUUACUAAUAGAAGUCACGGCCUGCAACAAGACAGGCUCUAAUCGUGUGUUGCUCGACGCUAUCGACUAUCUCAA